Lactuca saligna is the source of this 1395-nucleotide messenger RNA. NCBI's taxonomy places the organism in Eukaryota, Viridiplantae, Streptophyta, Magnoliopsida, Asterales, Asteraceae. The record is from the annotation of a GenBank genome assembly.
AUGCAACUCCUUCAAGUUUUGCAUUUACUUAUCUUGAUCUCUUUAGCAGCAACAGUAACAAAAGCAGAGAGAAUCAGCAAAAAAGGAUGCAAUGAUAGGUGUGGAGAGAUAUUGAUUCCAUACCCUUUCGGGAUUGGAACAAAUUGUUCACUAAACAAAUGGUACAAUAUUGAUUGUAACUCCUCGACACCGUAUCUGUCUGCACUCAACAACACGGAGGUCUUGAGAGUAAAUGGAGGAGAGUUUACUGUUAAGGUCUCCAUGAGUUAUGAUUGUGCGAGACCAGUCCAGCAUAGCACUCCUGUCCUAAGCAAAGAGAGUCCCUUUUAUAUUUCCACUUAUGCUAACAAACUCUUCGUUGAGGGGUGUGGCAUUAAUGCUGACGUCAUGGUGAAGAAGACUAUUGUUGCCAGUUGCUCAACGAUUUGUCGUAAUGAUACUGUCAGAGAUAGAAACAACUGCUUUGGCAUUGGUUGUUGCCAAGCCACGUUUGAUAGUACUAAUAGGAAUAUCAAGACGUUUAGGUUGAAUGUAACAGGCUUGGAAGGGCCGGCUGGAGACGAGAUAUGUAGGUCUGCCUUCCUGAUGGACAGUUCAUACUUCAAAGCAGGCUUUCCAAUUGACAAGAACAACACUUACGUUCCCAUAACACUUUCGUGGAAUACAGAUACCCAAGACGACAACAAUACUUCUCCAGAAUGCAAAAAGUGUCAACUAAAGGGAGGGUAUUGUUGGCUAAAUCUUGACGCGGACUCGGCUACAAGUUGUUAUAUUUAUAAGGGGAGAAAUUUAGGUGUCAUUCUGGGUGUUAGUAUAAGCAUGGGAUUGCUUUUCCUAAUGGUGAUCGGCUAUGCAUUAUACAAAAUAAUCAAGAAACUUAAAGCUAAGAGAAGGAAACAAAGGUUUUUUAAGCGUAAUGGUGGUCUCCUUCUUAAACAACAACAAGCAACUGAUGUUGAUGAAACCAUACUCUUCACCUCUAAAGAAUUGGAGAAGGCUACUGACCAUUUUAAUGAGAAUAGAAUUCUUGGUCGAGGUGGUCAGGGUACUGUAUAUAAAGGUAUGUUAGCAGAUGGACGGAUCGUAGCAAUCAAGAAAUCAAUGGUGGUUGAUGAAAGUCAAGUAGUAGAGUUCAUCAAUGAGGUAGUCAUUCUUUCACAGGUCAACCAUAGAAAUGUGGUCAAAUUAUUAGGAUGUUGCCUAGAGACCGAGGUCCCACUACUUGUCUCUGAGUUCGUCUCAAAUGGAGCACUUUCUUACUUACAUUCAGCAACCUCCAUUCCGAUAUACCAUAGGGAUAUCAAGACAACUAAUAUACUUUUGGAUGAAAAGUAUCGAGCAAAAGUUUCUGAUUUUGGUACUUCAAGAGUACUUUCAAUCGAGCCAGUUCACUGA